GUGCUGUGCAGGUAAAAUGUUGUCCCGUUAGCAACUCGGUUUGUGCGACAUUACAGGUGGACCAAGGACGAUGUAAUGGUUCAGACACCCGCGGAGGAAACAUGGAAUUUAGUUUUCUACGUGGUCUCCUUUUCGUCUCCCUGACGGCUUGGACAUUUGGAGACGAUGGACAAAUGACGUUUGUGUCAGAGCUUUCGUCCAAACCAGCUCAGAAGUUGUCAAAGUACGGCUGGUACGGCAGCGUGAGGCUGCAGAGGUUUCACAUACCGGAGGAGACCGCCAUCGCUCGCUGGCUCUUCACUGUCACCAAGGGCCACAACUUCCACUGUGGACAGCGCAAUGUCACCAUCCAUAUUCGAUGGGGCGCCCCUCCAGUCAUAAACCCUACAGGAUCAAGGUUUCCCAAUCACACACUCUGGAGCCCCUGUCUGUCUCUUAUCCUGCCGGUGACUUCGCACAGCUCCACGACCUUUAACCUCUCCAAUCCCGCUCCUGGCGAUUGGUACGUCGCAGCCCACUUGCCUGAGGAUGACGGGCGCAUAGAGCAGAAGGGCUUUCCGUCCUGCUCGUACUUCUUCCAGCCUCAGCUGUCAGUCAGGAGAGCGGUGGACACUCCCACCUUACAGCAGGGCACCUUCCUCCAACAAACUGCAGCAUCCGACCGACCUGCACGCCUUAAGUUGUACGUUCCAGAGUUUGCCUCCUCUCUCUCCGUCUCUGUGGCUGACUGUUCUUCAGGGGAGGGUUCAGACAGUGGAAACUGUUCACUGGUCCUCAAGCUGGGCUCUUCCUCUCUGCACCGCGGCCCGUUAACAGUGAACUGCUCAGGGAUUGGCUGCUCUGCAGCUCUUUCUAACCCACCUUGGGACACAUGGUUACGUGUUGUUGUGCAGAGCAGCCAAGACAACCGUACUGUGACCUUCAGCAUCGUCUCAAACUACACAGUGGGAUGUAAACCAAAAAGUGUCGGCCUCAAAGCAGACGACGACAUCAACAAGCUGCGCGGCAACAGCAGCUACAGUAACUCAACAUCAGUGGGCAACAGCUCAGUGGUUACAGACUCAGUCGCCUUUAGCAACCAAUCAGCAUCAACACCGCUACCGGCGUUGGCGUGUGUGUGGAGCAUCCCCGUGCUGUAUGAGGAGGUGGAUGUACUGUCGCUGCGAUUCACUGCCGUCAACGGGCCCAACGUCAGCGUUACGCACACGCACCCCACACUGCUCACUUACCCCCUGCACACACAGGCUACUGGUGGUACACUCAACCUGCAGCUCACACUCAACACUACUAAUGUGACCCUGGGGAACAGCAGCAAUGUGGUGGCCUGCCUCUCUCCCUGGGCUCCAGUCCUCCAACUCAACCACUCCCAACCCUGUCGCACAGCUUUGUUUGGAGGAUAUGGUGCUCAUGUGAAUGCCAGUGUUCCUAAAGCCGUGGUCAGGCUGCCUUUCCCUCAGUCAACAACAUGGUACCUCACCCUGCAGCUCACGUGUAACAGCAGUGACUGUGGUAACACAUCGUUGGUGUCUGUGGUCCCAGAGGUGUUUCUCAGUGCUUGUGUCGAGGACUGUGGGACAUACGGAGAAUGUAGACUGCUGAGAUCCUACAGCUACCUGUACGCUGCCUGUGUCUGCAAGGCUGGCUGGAACGGCUGGGGCUGCACCGACGACUCCACAGCUCAGUCUUACCGUCGCCAGCUGACGGCCGCUCUGCUGCUCACGCUCAGCAACCUGGCCUUCCUGCCCGCCAUCGUGGUAGCCGUCAUGCGCUUCUACAUCACCGAGGCCUCCGUCUACCUCUUCACAAUGUUCUUCUCCACGUUCUACCAUGCAUGUGACCAGCCUGGCAUAGCUGUAAUGUGUAUAAUGGACUACGAUACCCUACAAUACUGUGACUUCUUGGGAUCAGUCUGCUCCAUCUGGGUCACCAUCCUGUGCAUGGCUCGCAUCAGAGACACAUUCAAAUAUACUGUGUUUUUGCUCGGGGCUCUGCUGAUAGCCAUGUCAAUGCAGCUGGACCGUAAAGGUCUGUGGAACCUGCUUGGCCCGGUCCUCUGUGCCCUGUUGUUCAUGGUCACUGCCUGGGUGUACCGAGGGGUGCGGCGGCGUCAAUGUUACCCACCUUCUUGGAAGCGCUGGGUCUUCUACCUGAUCCCCGGGAUACUGUGCGCCCUGAUCGGGGUGUGUUUGUUCAUUUUCGCCGAGUCGGAGGAAAACUACUACUACACGCACUCGCUGUGGCACAUCCUGGUGGCCGUCUGCGUGGUGUUCCUGCUGCCGCCCGAGGAGAAGAACAGGGAGGCGUGGGGCUGGAGCAGGGGCUGGAGCUGGAGCUGGAGACCUCGGGUUUGUGGGUACACGCUCUGUCAAAGCAGCAAGGACGAACUGUAUGCUGUCACAUAGACGGAGCGGAGACGCUGAAAAGAAGGUAGUGACUUGGCAUUGAUUGUUAACUACAAGCAUUUACACAAGGUAAAAGGACAAAAGGUGAAAUGUUUUUUAUAUUUCAGUAAAAACAUUCUCAAGAGGUGUUUAAAUAAGCUUUAAGGGACAGUUCACCCCAAAAUCAAAAAUACAUAUUUGCGCUCUUGCAUGCAGUUUGAACUACCCAUCUAGAUUGUUUUGGUGUGAGUCGUUGAGUUUUGGAGAUAUCAGCAGUAGGGAUGUCUGACUUCUCUCCAGUAUAACAGAAUUAGAUUGCUUGUGGUGCCAAACUUUUCAACUAUCCAAAAAAACUCAAGAUAAUCCACAGACCUUUGUCUGAAAUAAAGGAAAAAUAAUAUUUAAACAAAUGUCAAAGACCCUGGAUCUAUAUUUAAGAUCUCAAGUAUGCUUGCAGGGUGUGGUUAAGUUUAAAUAAAAUAGUUCCUACAUGAAGCUGCUCACAAUAAAGUCGGCGGAUUAUUUAUGGGAAGCUGGUCUCAAUUUCUAGAAAGAGUUUUACUCACUUUUUUAUUAAGCAUAAGCUGAGCACCACCCAGUUCCUUUUAUAUCGGAGAGAAGACAGACAUCUAAAUGGCCUGAUCUCCAAAACCUGCCAACUCACACCAAAACAAUCUAGAUCGAUAAAUAGCAGUCAAGGGAGGAAGAGAAAUAUGUCAUUUAGAUUUUGUGCUGAACUGUUCCUUUAAACAAUUACCUUGCAGACACCUUGAAAUACACACACACAUACACAAACAUCCCAGUGAACCCAAAUCAAACCUGCUGAAACCUCCAAGGUGGUCCACUGCACCAGCUUCGGUGUGAACAUCAGAACCUGCAGGUAGCACACCACCUGACCUUUGACCUCACGACCAGGAGUUUGUACAUAUUGCAUAUGUACAUAUUUUACUCGGCUAGAAAAAUUAUUUGGAAUAUUUAUAAGGAAUAGCACUUUGUGGAACUCUUUUAAAUCUUUAUAUAUUCAGCCUAUCGAUGAGUCUGCUGAUAAGGUAUAAAAUAUUUACAGCUGAUGGAAGCCCUCACUCAUGUGCCCUCUUGUAUUUUCAGUCCACUUUCUUAACUUUGUUCUGGAGCUUUCAAUCAGAUGAAGAAGGGGGAAAAAAAGAAAUCAUCUUAACAUCAAAAUGUAUCAUCACAGAACAAGAAGUCGAAGAAAUCGUUACAUAAAUCAUUCAAAACCAGCAAACUUUUCUUUAUGUCGUCUUCCCCAUAAUGUCGACCUCAGCUUCUUAACUCUUUCCCAUGUGUCUUCUCAGAGAGCCAGCUGUACUCGGAGGCUUUUCACCAAGCGUACGCGUGAACAGGUAGAUAAACUAAAGUGUAGUUGUUUGGGGAUACAGGGUGCCUUCUCAUUCCGUUAAAAAAAAAAUAAUAACAAUCCAGCUAAAAUGCUGUACAUGACAGGAUGUUAUGUUCACAUACAAAUAUAUAUGCAGCUUUCUUUCCUUUUCUUUUCCUCUCUCUGAAGCACUUUUAUGAUUAAAAAGCUGAUUCCACUAUGUAAUGUACAUAAGCCCACAUGUGUAUGAAUGGGCACUUCAUGAAUGUAUAUUCAGAUUAUUGUGUCCGGUGCCUCCUCCUGUCUGUAUCUUCAUGUGAAUGAGUGCGCUGUGUGUGUGUCGUAUGAGCAUGUAUGAGGGUGUUUUGAAACACCUUCCACACUUUUUUUUUUUAUUGUAAGACAUAUAAUUUGUGUUGUCUAAUUUAUGCGCCCUGUGAUCUUGUCAUUGUGAUUUUGCACUGUUUCAGGAUGUUUCUGUCACUCUCGCAGAGCCUUCCAUGAUUGUUUAAAUUGUUGUUUUGUUUUUUCUCUUUUGUGAGAGUUAAUCACUUCUUGUUGUUCAGUAGUAUACAAAAGGGAUUCUACCACAACAACGUACUGUAGCUCUCAUUGUGUGUAAGGUGAUGAAAUGUGUCACAUUCCAUGUAAAACACAGUUUUACUUCCUUAUCCUGGACGACUACUUUUAAAUCUGUUAAAAGAAAAACACCCAAACAGCAUUUUGCCUCCUAAAAAUAAAGCUGUCUAAAAAGA
Messenger RNA from Acanthopagrus latus (yellowfin seabream), 4475 nucleotides. RefSeq names its product post-glycosylphosphatidylinositol attachment to proteins 6 (gene pgap6). Lineage: Eukaryota; Metazoa; Chordata; Actinopteri; Spariformes; Sparidae. Bases 102 to 2402 code for a protein of 766 amino acids. The record is from RefSeq and is a predicted model, not a curated record. The transcript is spliced from 13 exons. Gene Ontology annotation, cellular component: plasma membrane.